Messenger RNA from Neopelma chrysocephalum (saffron-crested tyrant-manakin), 1895 nucleotides. RefSeq names its product EWS RNA binding protein 1 (gene EWSR1). Gene Ontology annotation, cellular component: nucleus. Gene Ontology annotation, molecular function: RNA binding; transcription coregulator activity. Lineage: Eukaryota; Metazoa; Chordata; Aves; Passeriformes; Pipridae. The transcript is spliced from 13 exons. The record is from RefSeq and is a predicted model, not a curated record. Gene Ontology annotation, biological process: regulation of DNA-templated transcription. The annotation marks the transcript as partial.
GUGGGGGGUGGUUGGUCUCCCUGGUUUCCUCGCCCGGAGUGCCCCAGGGGUGGUUUGUUGCAGGUUACAGCGCCCCGAGCGCGCCCCCCGCGUACCCCCAGCCCGUGCAGGGCUACGGCAGCGCCGCCUACGACACCAGCACGGCCACGGCCACCACCACCCCGACGUCCUACGCCGCCCCCGCCGCCUACGGCACCCAGCCCGCGUACCCGGCCUACGGGCAGCAGCCGGCCCCCGCCGCGCCCGCCAGACCCCAGGAUGGCAGCAAACCAGCAGAGACCAGCCAGCCCCAGUCCAGCACGACAGGCUACAGCCAGCCCAGCCUGGGCUACGGGCAGAGCAACUACAGCUACCCCCAGGUGCCUGCCAGCUACCCCAUGCAGCCCGUCAGCGCUCCUCCCUCCUACCCCCCGACCAGCUAUUCCUCCACACAGCCAAGCAGUUACGACCAGAGCACUUACUCCCAGCAGAGCAGCUAUGGGCAGCAGAGCUCCUACGGCCAGCAGAGCAGUUAUGGGCAGCAGAGCAGCUACGGGCAGCAACCCCCUCCCACCAGCUACCCCCCUCCCAGCGCAUCCUACAGCCAGGCCCCCAGCCAGUACAGCCAGCAGAGCAGCAGCUACGGCCAGCAGAGCUCAUUCCGCCAGGACCAUCCCAGCAGCAUGAACAUGUACGGGCAGGAAUCCGGAGGCUUCUCCGGCCCAGGAGAGACCCGGAAUCUGAGCGGCCCCGAUAGCCGGGGCAGGGGACGAGGGGGAUAUGAUCGAGGAGGCAUGAGCAGAGGUGGGCGGGGAGGAGGACGCGGUGGAAUGGGCAGCGCUGGAGAGCGAGGUGGCUUCAAUAAGCCUGGUGGACACAUGGAGGAAGGACCUGACCUGGAUUUAGGCCCCCCCAUGGAGCCGGAGGAGGACUCAGACAGCACUGCAGUGUAUGUGCAGGGACUCAAUGAUAAUGUGACCCUGGAGGAUCUGGCAGAUUUCUUCAAACAGUGCGGUGUUGUCAAGAUGAACAAGAGGACGGGGCAGCCCAUGAUAAACCUGUACAUCGACAAAGAGACAGGCAAGCCCAAAGGUGACGCCACCGUGUCCUACGAUGACCCAUCUACUGCCAAAACAGCCGUGGAAUGGUUUGAUGGGAAGGAUUUCCAGGGCAGCAAGCUGAAGGUGACCCUGGCACGGAAGAAGGGCCCCAUGAACAGCCUGAGGGGCGGGAUGCCACCCCGGGAGCAGCGGGGAAUGCCCCCCCCUCUCCGAGGAGGUCCGGGGGGUCCUGGUGGCCCAGGGGGGCCCAGUGGCCCCAGCGGCCCCAUGGGCAGGAUGGGUGGAAGAGGAGGAGACAGAGGUGGCUUCUCCUCGAGAGGCCCGCGGGGGUCCCGGGGAAACCCCUCCGGAGGGAGCGUCCAGCACCGCGCCGGAGACUGGCAGUGCCCCAACCCGGGCUGUGGAAACCAGAACUUCGCCUGGAGAACGGAGUGUAACCAGUGCAAGGCGCCCAAACCCGAGGGGUUCCUCCCACCUCCCUUCCCCCCUCCAGGCGGUGAGCGGGGCCGGGGCGGCCCCGGGGGGAUGCGCGGUGGGCGCGGCGGGGGCCUCAUGGACCGAGGGGGCCCCGGGGGGAUGUUCCGAGGCGGCCGCGGCGGAGACAGAGGCGGGUUCCGAGGAGGCCGCGGGAUGGACCGAGGAGGCUACGGAGGAGGAGGCCGGAGAGGAGGAGGAGGAGGAGGCCCCGGGGGACCCCCCGGACCCCUCAUGGAGCAGAUGGGAGGAGGAGGCAGAGGACGGCGUGGAGGGCCGGGAAAGAUGGACAAGGGCGAGCACCGCCAGGAUCGCAGAGACCGGCCCUACUAACGCCGCCCCCCCAGAGCCUCAUUUACUACCAGAUUUAUUUUUUAAACC